CCAUAGACUAUGAUCAUAUACAUGUAUACCCGGAGUCGACAUUUAAUAUCACUGAUCACUGUCSGACCCAUUAUAAAGUGGGAAACAAAAAUAUGUUUAUUACGGAAACUUUGAGAAAACAAGUUUGCUUUGAUCAACACUUGGAUAUUGAACCGUUGCAAAAGUGUUUUACUGAUGACUAUGUAAAUAAUCCAUGUUUUGUCAAUUGUUAUAAAGAAGUUGAUGAUCCGGCCUAUAAAUGUGCGACCAUUGAAGACAAUCGUAGGUUUCGAAUGGUGGGUGCAGAUUGUGGACCAUUUUAUUAUUGUAAUUCAAAUGGUUGCUGUGAUCUAAAGCCAACUCCACCCGUAACAACUACUACACCAACAUCGACGACAACACAUACCGAUCCAUCUACAGAGCCGACCACUAAACCACCGGUAUUUACAUGCAGUGAUUUCGGCAAUUUUACAGACACUAAGAGUUCCCAUAUGUACUGGAGUUGUGAUUAUGAGAUUCAAGUAUUUGAAUGUAAAUAUAAUGAGAUAUUUGAUGAAUUUAAGGGCGAGUGUGUCGUUGACUACAAGCGCUAUAUAUCAUGUGACGGAAGAGUCGGCUAUUUUGCUAAUCCUUAUAAUUGUCAUCAAUAUUACCAUUGCUUUACUUCUGAAGACAAGUACUUUGAAGAGUCAAUAUAUAUAGAGUUUGAUGACUGUCCUCUCGAUAAUAGUGGUCAUCGCAUGACAUGGAAUAUACAAUACAAUAACUGUAYCCCUAUUAAUGACACUCAGCCUUGUCAUGAUAGGCCACUACCACCUGAAAACUAUUUGAGUUUCUAUGAAAUUGAUCAUUCAUUUAGUAAUACAUAA
Oppia nitens is the source of this 848-nucleotide messenger RNA. RefSeq lists its product as uncharacterized. Gene Ontology annotation, molecular function: chitin binding. The record is from RefSeq and is a predicted model, not a curated record. The transcript has 4 exons. The coding region runs from base 93 to 848 and encodes 251 amino acids. Lineage: Eukaryota; Metazoa; Arthropoda; Arachnida; Sarcoptiformes; Oppiidae.